AUGUCCCGAUUCAACUCAUUACAGGGUCGUUCUGGCAACAUAGAGCAAGUGGCACACGAAUGUAUCGAUUUGUUCAUGCAAUUCCUCUUUCCCAACACCCCGAUCGCCCAUGAACCAACACUCAGAGCCGGUAUUCUUCUUCUUGGAGACGAACUCCCAGACUGUCCCUCUACGGAGAGUCCCGGCCCCGAAACCCUUACGCUCAUGGAGCUGUUGAGGCGCUUCACCCUCAUCACGGCGCUAUGUGCCCAUAUUAUCUCGGUUGUCCCUGAGAGCCUUUUCCGAAAUCCGAAAUCGUUGUCUGAUAUAUUCUUCGAAGCCUCCAAGUCAAUGCUGAGGGUCUACGAAGCCUAUGAUCUGGAGCAUCCUGAUUCGACCUCACUCACGAUUCGAAUGUGGCAUUCAUCCUACGCCCAAAACACCACUGGAAAGGUGGGUGCCUCCUGGCACUACCAUACAGAGGCUUGCUGCCUUGCGCAGAGAAUGCGUUUGUUCGAUGAGACCUCCAUUUCCCGCCCUUCCCAGAUCGAGUCUCAGCUCCUUCGCAUCAACUUCUGGCAUCUAUACCUCGCUGAAAAGACUCAAGUCGCUUUCAAAACUCGGCCGCCCAUCAUUGAUGAGAGGAUAUGCGGCGGCAUCACCCUUCAAGAGAGAGGUGAUGAGGUGGUGCCAUUUCUCGAUUCUUCCCGAGAGGUGAAUCAAGCCGAUCUCGAAUCUCGCAUCUUUGUUGGAUUCCACCUUCGACGGAGAAUCUCAGCAGCAGCAGCUAACCUUAUAACCGAUAUUGCCAGUCACACACGACACGCCGAGACGAACUCGCCAUCUACGAUAAGUUCGGAUAGAACCGAUCAAGAGAUGGAUUCCCUGAUCGAAAGAUAUCUCAAAUUUACAGCGCUGGUCAAUGAAGUGCCACCGUGGGUUCGACGGCCAGACGGAGACAAAAAUCCAGAUGUUCACGAAAGCGUUCGGGCCUACAAAACGACCUGUUUCUGGGCGCAGCGGAGCAAUAUAAUGACAAUCUUCCACUGCAUGAGACUGCUAAUAUUGCAAACAUGCAUCGACCACGGCCUUCUGAUGGUAAUUGGACUCAGCGAGAGCCCACUCUCUUGGGCAAGUCGAAAGCUUGAGAUCAUACGGGAUUUCCUAGAUGACCUGCAGGGCACUCCGUUCAUAUGCAUCGCGGCACAAGGAGAGACAGCGGUGGACAAGGUCAGGCGCGUAGGUGCCAUAUUGCUUGAACUUCUUCACAACUCAGAUAACGCAACAAUCAGGACACAGGCCGAAGUGCUCUUUAGCUCUUUGCUCGACAUUCUAUCUAGGUUGGAUUCUAAAGCCAGUGAGGGACUGGAGUUUCCUAGUGCCUUGAUUCAAGAUGCUCAAAAUUGGUGUAACCCUACGACGGUUAGCUCUGGCGGCUCAGUCUGA
Fusarium keratoplasticum is the source of this 1425-nucleotide messenger RNA. RefSeq lists its product as uncharacterized. The record is from RefSeq and is a predicted model, not a curated record. Bases 1 to 1425 code for a protein of 474 amino acids. The transcript is spliced from 2 exons. NCBI's taxonomy places the organism in Eukaryota, Fungi, Ascomycota, Sordariomycetes, Hypocreales, Nectriaceae.